Molecule: messenger RNA, 1344 nt
Organism: Panicum virgatum (switchgrass)
Lineage: Eukaryota; Viridiplantae; Streptophyta; Magnoliopsida; Poales; Poaceae
Exons: 4
Coding region: 186-1052 (288 amino acids)
Source: RefSeq, a predicted model, not a curated record
GGGCACUAAUGGGCCAAUGGCAACGGCAGCGGCGACUUCUAGAAAUAGCAGAUUUCCUGAGGGGUUCAAUAUGAAAAAAUACAACGGAUUCGUGCCACUGCCAGCCCCCAACCCCGCCUCGCGGCCUUCGCCUCCGUCUCCGGCAGGCGGCGAACCAGCGCCGGGGGAGAAGGCGGUCGCCAACCAUGAGCACCACGGGUGGAAGCCCGGGGACUCCCUCGAGGCCGCGGCUAUCCGCUCGAGGCCAUAGCGGAGGAAGCCCGGGUACUCCCUCGACCUCGAGGCGUCGCGCCUCCGCUCGAGGCCACAACGGCGUACUCGCGCAGGUCUCUGAAGCUGAGAUGGAAGAGGAAUCGUCUGUGCAUGCCCAAGAACAAACAGAGAAGAUGAAGAGGGUGGCGACACGUUCUCUGGAUAAGGCAGCGGCAUAUGCUGAAGGUGCAAUUUCAGGAUCCUUGAAUGAGUCACUGCUUAUGCCCCAGUCAACAUGGAACUCAAAUGUGACACCCACUCUGUCAAGCACACCUACUCCGGCAAUUGGUACAGAUAUGGCAGCAGUGACAAACCCACCUAUGCCCAAGGAAGAGGAUGAAACUUGGAACAAGCGCCAAAUAAUGUACAUACUCGUGCUUACUACUGCAGUGGGUCUGGUGUUCUUGAUCUAUCCACUGUUGCCCCCGGUCUAUGAUCCCUUGAUCCUACCAGUGGUAGCUGCAAUGUGGGGUGUGGGCAUUGUUGGCUUGCCUUAUGGUCUGUACGGCACUUCCAGAUGUGAGAAGGAUUGUAGCCGACAUGUCGGUUGGCUAAUCUCCACAUUGUUUGCAGUAUUCAUGAUUUACUGUUUCUAUCUUAUGGCUGUGCGUACCACUGGCACUUCCGCACCCACCCCUUCUUCAUCACACUUGGAGGGUGAUCAGACAUCUACUGAUAGCAGUUAUGAGCUCUGGUGGAGGGUGGCCUUUGGCGUGGUCGGUUGCUACGUGCUUGCAGGAUACCUAUGGGCUUGGUUUAGGGGAUGCUGGACCGGCGGCGACAGAGAUAUAAGCCCCUAGCACAUGGAUCCGUAGGAUGCUAUUUUGAUUCAUAUGUGCAGGAGUUGAGAAGUAUACUGAGAGGCAGUGACUAGCAGGACCAGGGUUUAGACUUUAUACAUGUGUAGGAUGCGUGCAUACUAUUUUGCAUAGUGGUGGUUGAUGUUGAUAGAAUGGUAGUACUCUGCUGCCCAAGAUUUUGGUUCCAUUGUAUGUUCUUCAGAUGGGGAGGCCGGCUAUUUUAGCACUUGGUUGUAGUUGUUGACUUGUAGUGAUGGAUAUAACAUGGCCUACACUUGCAGUGGUUCCGUUA